Molecule: messenger RNA, 986 nt
Organism: Orbicella faveolata
Lineage: Eukaryota; Metazoa; Cnidaria; Anthozoa; Scleractinia; Merulinidae
Source: RefSeq, a predicted model, not a curated record
AUGUCGCAGCUUCUAUUUCCAAGCAAAUUUCCUAGGAAGAAUUGGUCAGCCAGCAGACACAUGCCCAGAGAGGUGGUGGAAUCUAGAACACAUGCAAUAGAAAAGAAAGGCCAAGUCUUAGAGAAUACCAUAAGAGUAACAGCCCAAGGCAUAAAUGAUGUGCUUGAAAGGGGUUUUACAGAUGCAGCUCAAGAAGUUCAAUGUUUAGAGAAAACAGUUCGAGACGAAUCAGACAACAUCAAAGAUCAGCUGGUAAAAGUGAAUCGAUCCUUAGAGAGGCUGAGCUCCUCUCAUCACGGCUUUCAAACAUCGCUAACAUCGCUAGCAUCGCGAACAUCGCGAACAUCGCUACCAUCGCGAACAUCGCGAACAUCGCUACCAUCGCGAACAGCGCGAGCAUCGCUACCAUCGCGAACAUCGCGAGCAUCGCUACCAUCGCGAACAUCGCUACCAUCGCGAACAUCGCGAACAUCGCAAGCAUCGCAAGCACCUGUGGAGGUUGACUUCACUGUUCCCAGCUUCGGUUUAAGACCUGUACUAUACCGUGCUCGGUCCUCCCCUUCAACCACUGAUUUCCUCAGGAACAUUUUCGUGAAGACGGACAGUGGAAAGACCGUGAUUACAAUAGUGAUGGUACCGGGACACACUGUCCAAGCUUUGAAGAGAGAAAUAAGGGACGAAACAAGAAUACCGACCAACCAGCAACAUAUUACUUUUGAUGGCAACAAACUAGAAGAUGACCGCACUCUUCACAGCUACGGUAUAAGAGAUAGGUCAGUAUUAUACAUGCGUCCUUACCGCGAGGCUCGUUGUUGCAAGAAGUGCGUAGUAAGUUGAUUGAAAUACACUUACAACCCUCACUUUGUCAAAAAAUUGACUAGGGGUUGCGUUUCUUUGGGAUAAAUCCAAGAUUGUAUUCUAAAAUCCAUUAUUUGACAAUAACUGCAGAAAAUCUCUCGCACUCAUUGGCUAAUUUUCAUUUUCCG